Dromaius novaehollandiae (emu) is the source of this 8879-nucleotide messenger RNA. RefSeq names its product ADP ribosylation factor guanine nucleotide exchange factor 2 (gene ARFGEF2). The record is from RefSeq and is a predicted model, not a curated record. Gene Ontology annotation, biological process: regulation of ARF protein signal transduction. The coding region runs from base 193 to 5571 and encodes 1792 amino acids. Gene Ontology annotation, molecular function: guanyl-nucleotide exchange factor activity. NCBI's taxonomy places the organism in Eukaryota, Metazoa, Chordata, Aves, Casuariiformes, Dromaiidae. The transcript is spliced from 39 exons.
GAGGUCACCCCCGAGCGGGCGGGGGGAGGGGGGAAAUGCCCGUGUCACGUGACGGUGCCAAUAUGGCGGCGCCGUGGCGCUGGCGCGGGGGCCGCUGCUGAGGGAGCCGCGUCUCUUCCGCGUCAUGGGGCCGCGGCGCGGCCGGAGCCUCUGAGCGGCGGCGGCGGCUGCGAGCCCGAGCGCGGGGCGGCCAUGCAGCCCCCGGCCCGCGAGCAGGACACGCGCACCAAGAGCAUGUUCGUGUCGCGGGCGCUGGAGAAGAUCCUGGCCGAGAAGGAGGCGAAGCGGCCCCCGCACGGGCAGCUGCGCAGGGCCUGCCAGGUGGCGCUGGAUGAAAUAAAAACAGAGCUGGAAAAGCAAAGAGAAGGCACUGCUGCUCCACCAAAAGCAAACUUCAUUGAAGCAGAUAAGUAUUUCCUUCCGUUUGAGCUGGCCUGCCAGUCAAAGUCUCCACGCAUUGUCAGUACUUCACUGGAUUGCUUACAGAAACUCAUUGCAUAUGGACAUAUCACUGGCAAUGCUCCAGACAGUGGAGCUCCUGGAAAACGACUGAUUGACAGAAUAGUUGAAACAAUUUGCAAUUGCUUUCAGGGUCCCCAAACAGAUGAAGGAGUACAAUUGCAAAUAAUUAAGGCUCUCCUUACUGCAGUAACAUCUCCGUAUAUAGAAAUUCAUGAAGGAACAAUUCUGCAGACUGUUAGAACCUGUUACAACAUCUAUCUGGCCAGUAAAAAUCUCAUUAAUCAGACAACUGCCAAAGCUACCCUUACACAGAUGUUAAAUGUCAUUUUUACACGGAUGGAAAAUCAAGCUAUACAAGAAGCCAGAGAGGUGGAAAAAACAAAUCAACAGAAAUCUCAGUCUCCUGUGAUUCAAAUGGUGACAAGGUCUCCAAAGACUGGUCACUUAAAGCACAGCUAUCAGGAAAGCAAACCCACUGCUCCUGUAAGCAUAGAAUUAACUAACGGUGAGCCUGAGAGGACAGAAAAUGGAGACCUGAAGUCAGAACAAGAUCUGAUUCCUUCAAUAUCAGAGGAAACAACUGAUGGAGGAAAGGAAGUGGUUAAAGGCAUCUUGGAAGAUGUGGUCAAAUCAGCUGUGAAAGUGGCUGAAGAAAAGCAUGUAAUAGAAACAGUUGAGGCUCUGCCUGCAUUAGAGACUGCAGAUAAUGCUCUUUCUGGCUCUAGUAAUGAAAAUGUGCAAACAAAUGGGAUUCCAGAUGACAGACAAUCUGUUUCCUCCACUGAUAACUUGGAGACAGAUGUACCUGGACAUCAAGCUGCUGCCAAAUUUUCCCAUAUUCUUCAAAAGGAUGCCUUCCUUGUGUUCAGAUCCCUGUGCAAACUCUCCAUGAAACCACUUGGUGAUGGACCACCAGAUCCCAAAUCCCACGAAUUGCGUUCCAAGAUAGUGUCUCUCCAGCUUCUUCUCUCAGUAUUGCAGAAUGCUGGUCCAGUUUUCAGGACACAUGAAAUGUUCAUCAAUGCGAUCAAGCAAUAUCUUUGUGUAGCAUUAUCUAAAAAUGGAGUCUCCUCUGUUCCUGAUGUAUUUGAGCUCUCUCUUGCCAUCUUUCUCACGCUGCUCUCAAAUUUUAAGACCCACUUAAAAAUGCAGAUUGAGGUGUUCUUCAAAGAGAUCUUCCUGAAUAUCCUAGAGACCUCUUCAAGCUCUUUUGAACACAAAUGGAUGGUGAUUCAGACUUUAACUAGAAUUUGUGCAGAUGCCCAGUGCGUGGUGGAUAUUUAUGUUAAUUAUGACUGUGAUUUAAAUGCUGCUAAUAUAUUUGAGCGCCUUGUAAAUGAUUUGUCUAAAAUCGCACAGGGACGAAGUGGACAUGAGUUGGGAAUGACACCUUUGCAAGAACUAAGCCUGAGGAAAAAAGGACUUGAAUGUUUGGUUUCUAUUUUAAAAUGUAUGGUAGAAUGGAGCAAAGACCUUUAUGUGAACCCCAAUCAUCAGACUACCUUAGGUUCAUAUAAACCAUCUGAACAGGAAAUGAGUGAGGGGAAAUGCCUUGACAGUGGAGGAAGACGAAGUAGUGUAAGUUCCUUGGAUUCCACUGUGUCGUCAGGAGUUGGAAGUAUUGGUACCCAAACUGCUGUCCCAGAUGACCCUGAGCAGUUUGAAGUCAUCAAGCAACAAAAAGAAAUAAUUGAACAUGGGAUAGAACUGUUCAAUAAAAAACCAAAGAGAGGAAUACAGUAUCUACAGGAACAGGGAAUGCUUGGCACUACAGCAGAGGACAUCGCACAAUUUCUGCACCAGGAAGAACGCCUCUGUUCUACUCAAGUAGGGGAAUUUCUUGGGGAAAGCAACAAGUUUAACAAGGAAGUGAUGUAUGCCUAUGUAGACCAACUUGAUUUCUGUGGGAAAGACUUUGUCUCUGCUCUGCGUAUAUUUCUGGAAGGUUUCCGGCUGCCAGGUGAAGCCCAGAAGAUUGAUAGAUUAAUGGAGAAGUUUGCUGCUAGAUAUAUUGAAUGCAACCAACGGCAAACACUAUUUGCUAGUGCUGACACUGCCUACGUUCUGGCAUACUCUAUUAUAAUGCUGACUACAGACUUGCACAGUCCACAGGUAAAGAAUAAAAUGACGAAGGAGCAGUACAUUAAAAUGAAUCGAGGAAUCAAUGACAGUAAAGAUCUGCCAGUAGAGUAUUUAUCUACCAUCUAUGAAGAAAUAGAAGGAAAGAAAAUUGCGAUGAAAGAGACAAAAGAAUAUGCAAUUACAACCAAGUGUAGUAAGCCAAAUGUAGCUAACGAGAAGCAGCGGAGGUUGUUGUACAACUUGGAGAUGGAGCAAAUGGCUAAAACAGCUAAAGCCCUCAUGGAGGCAGUAAGCCACGCAAAGGCUCCUUUUACUAGUGCCACUCAUCUGGAUCAUGUCAGACCCAUGUUUAAACUUGUAUGGACUCCAUUGCUGGCUGCUUACAGUGUGGGUUUGCAGAACUGCGAUGACACUGAAGUUGCAUCUCUUUGCUUGGAAGGAAUACGAUGUGCAAUUAGAAUAGCCUGUAUCUUUGGAAUGCAGCUUGAACGAGAUGCUUAUGUACAGGCGCUUGCUCGUUUUUCCUUGUUGACUGCCAGUUCCAGCAUUACAGAAAUGAAACAGAAGAACAUAGACACCAUUAAGACGCUUAUUACAGUUGCUCACACAGAUGGCAACUAUCUUGGGAACUCUUGGCAUGAGAUCUUGAAAUGUAUUAGCCAGCUGGAACUAGCACAACUUAUAGGAACUGGAGUGAAAACUCGGUAUUUAUCUGGCUCUGGGCGUGAAAGAGAAGGAAGCAUUAAGGGCUAUUCAUCUGGAGGGGAAGAAUUUAUGGGCCUGGGAUUAGGUAACCUGGUUGGAAGUGGAGCUGAUAAACGGCAUAUGGCAAGCAUUCAGGAGUCGGUGGGAGAGACCAGCUCACAGAGUGUGGUGGUAGCAGUAGACAGGAUAUUUACAGGAUCAACUAGGCUGGAUGGAAAUGCAAUAGUUGACUUUGUCCGAUGGCUGUGUGCUGUUUCCAUGGAUGAGUUGGCUUCCCCACACCAUCCACGCAUGUUCAGCCUGCAGAAGAUAGUGGAGAUAUCGUAUUACAAUAUGAAUCGCAUUAGGCUACAGUGGUCAAGGAUUUGGCAAGUGAUUGGAGAUCACUUCAAUAAGGUUGGAUGUAACCCUAAUGAAGAUGUUGCCAUCUUUGCAGUAGAUUCAUUAAGGCAGCUGUCAAUGAAAUUUCUUGAGAAGGGAGAGCUAGCCAACUUCCGUUUCCAGAAAGACUUCUUAAGGCCUUUUGAGCAUAUUAUGAAGAAAAACAGAUCUCCAACUAUUCGGGACAUGGUAAUACGCUGCAUUGCUCAGAUGGUCAACUCUCAAGCUGGUAAUAUUCGCUCUGGCUGGAAGAAUAUCUUUGCGGUUUUUCACCAAGCAGCUUCAGACCAUGAUGGGAAUAUUGUGGAGUUGGCCUUUCAAACUACAGCACAUAUCGUUACAAAUAUUUUUCAACAGCACUUUCCAGCAGCAAUUGAUUCAUUCCAGGAUGCAGUAAAAUGCCUUUCUGAAUUUGCCUGUAAUGUUGCAUUUCCGGACACAAGCAUGGAAGCUAUUAGACUUAUUCGUUAUUGUGCAAAAUAUGUUUCAGAAAGACCACAGGUAUUAAGAGAAUACACAAGUGAUGACAUGAAUGUUGCUCCUGGGGACAGAGUAUGGGUCAGAGGAUGGUUCCCUAUUUUAUUUGAACUUUCUUGCAUCAUCAAUCGUUGUAAAUUAGAUGUUCGAACAAGAGGCUUAACAGUAAUGUUUGAAAUAAUGAAGAGUUAUGGCCAUACUUUUGAAAAGCACUGGUGGCAAGAUCUGUUCAGAAUUGUGUUUCGGAUUUUUGAUAACAUGAAAUUGCCUGAACAACAAACAGAGAAAUCUGAAUGGAUGACAACUACAUGCAACCAUGCACUUUAUGCAAUCUGUGAUGUAUUUACGCAGUUUUAUGAAGCUUUAAAUGAGAUCCUUCUUCCUGACAUAUUUGCACAGUUACACUGGUGUGUAAAACAAGAUAAUGAACAGUUGGCUCGAUCGGGUACGAACUGUCUAGAAAACCUGGUAAUACUAAAUGGACAGAAAUUCAGCCCUGAAGUCUGGGGCCAAACAUGCAAUUGUAUGCUAGAAAUCUUCAAAACUACCAUUCCUCAUGUGUUGCUUACGUGGAGGCCUGCAGGAAUGGAGGAGGACUCAGCUGAAAAACACUUGGAUUUGGACCUAGAUCACCAGUCCCUAAGCAGCAUGGAUAAAAAUGCUUCAGAAAGAGGACAGAGUCAAUUUUCAAAUCCUACAGAUGACAGCUGGAAAGGUGGUCCUUAUACAAACCAGAAACUGUUUGCUGGCCUUCUUAUAAAGUGUGUGGUGCAGCUGGAAUUGAUACAGACCAUUGAUAAUAUAGUAUUUUAUCCAGCAACAAGCAAGAAGGAAGAUGCUGAGCACAUGGCUGCAGCUCAGAGAGAUGCAUUGGAUGCAGAUAUCCACAUUGACACAGAAGACCAAGGAAUGUAUAAAUAUAUGUCUUCACAUCACCUCUUUAAGUUACUAGAUUGUUUGCAAGAGUCUCAUUCAUUUUCAAAAGCCUUUAAUUCAAAUUAUGAACAGCGAACAGUCUUGUGGAGAGCAGGGUUCAAGGGUAAAUCAAAACCUAAUCUCUUAAAACAAGAGACCAGCAGCUUGGCUUGUUGCUUGAGAAUACUCUUUCGAAUGUAUAUUGAUGAAAACCGCCGAGACUCCUGGGAUGCUAUACAACAACGACUGCUCAGUGUAUGCAGUGAAGCCCUGGCAUAUUUUAUUACGGUGAAUUCGGAAAGCCACAGAGAGGCUUGGACCAAUCUACUGCUGUUGCUUUUAACAAAAACACUAAAAAUUAAUGAUGAAAAGUUUAGGGCACAUGCUUCAACAUAUUAUCCAUACUUGUGUGAAAUCAUGCAAUUUGACCUGAUUCCUGAGCUUCGAGCUGUGCUUCGGAAGUUCUUCCUGCGUAUAGGUGUUGUGUUCAAAAUCUGCAUAACAGAGGAGCAGAUACGGACAACUGGGACAAAAUUACCUUCAUGGUAGCCCAAAGUAGUUAGUUACUGCUGCUUGUACAUAAAGCUGCUUUCCACAAAUGGAUUAAAGUGGAUGGCGGGAGAGUGUGUGUGUGUGUGUGGGGGGAACGGGACCCUGGUAAAUCAACAGAGCAGCAAGUUACUCUUACCAUAAUGACAACUUUGGGGGAGGAAAAAAAAUCUGUUCUAUCCAUCCUACAAAAUUAUCAGCAGUUUAUUUUAUUUAAAUUGUUGCUUACACAGCUAAUACCGUAGAUGUAAAGUCUGUUUGUUUCAGUGCUAGUCAUACUUAUGAUCAAGUCUGUCUCCUCUAAUCUUUGAGAAAUUGUUCAGUCUUACAUCCCAGCUAAAUCUUAAAUCAGCUGGAAAUUAUUCCUUAAUGGAAAUUAUGCCCCUUGGAAAUAACGAAUAUAGUUGUAUAGCCUUGUGAUGUUAGCACAUGUGUUCAAAAUAAACUAUAUUGCAGUGGCUAAUGACCACCUAAGAUCAUUCUGGGUUUUUCUUUGUAUGCACCUGACUAGACCAGGUAGUGUGUUUUAGUUUGACUGUUGUGGACUACCUGUAAUAUAUCCCAGUUUGGGGAAAGGGUUUUCCUCCUGUUUAGUAAGUCAUUUUAAAACACUUUUUUAAUAGCAGUGCUUCAUAUUCUGAGAUGUGCUUUUGUUUUUAUGGAAGGUUUUACAUCAGGAGUAUUCAGUAGUGUUUAUUUAGGUCAUUAGUCUUGAGUUAGUUGAAAACAUUAAAAUAUGGAACACUUAAACUUCCAUUGACUUUCAUAUAUUGCUGGAUCAUGGACUGAGCAUCUAAAGUAACAUGAUAAAUGGGGUUUUGAACAAAUAACACUUUCUUUACCCUCAACUAUAAUAUAUUUAGCAAUUUUGUCUGUUUAACCAGAAGUAGCCUAUCCUUAAUACAUAACAGGUUUGUCUUUUUAGUGCAGAUUUGAAAGUGCUGAUUGUCCUUGUGCAUUUUUUUUUUUUAAAUGCAUCACUUAUUGUUCCUGUUGUGAUCUGGAAAGAAAAAGAAAACUGAGCUACCAUCAGAGUGCUCUAGCAAACUUCAACUUAAGCUCAUACAUGUACUGUAACAGUUUUCCAGUAUGCUUCUGUGCUUGGUUUGCCCUAUGAAUUUUUCUUUCUUUCUGAGAAAAGACUUCAGUUUUGUGACACCUAUUUCCAUGAUAUAAUACCAAUUUUAACUGAAGUACUGCAGGGCUGAGUUCUGUCCUUUGGACUAAUUUUAAUUGCAAGUUGAGCUUUCUCUAAACAGAGUAUGGCAGGAUAGGAGGGUAGGUGCCACUUCAUGAAAUAUAUUAAUAUAUUCAGCACUGUGCUAGCUGUAUUGGGAACCCUGAAGUAUAACAGUAUUUUUAAAAACUGAAUGGUAUUAAGUACUAGACUUUUUUUCAUUAGAAGUUGAGUUUUCUGGUAGGGCAGCCAUAGUUGAAGUAGUGUUGGGAUAUUCCCCUUUCAGAGCUGUGGGUUUCAUUGUUGUUUUUUUUUUUUUUGGGUGGGGGGAGAGAGCUUUUUCCAAAGGUACAUAUGGUGCUCCUUCAGUAAGUCAGUUUGUCCUACUUAGCAGUGUUUGGGAGUGUUUUGCAGUCAACAGUACUGGUAAGGUUUUCACAUUAUUAUUAUUAUUAUUUUUUCUUUUUAACCAAAGAAAAGUAAAUGGUGGUUGUGGCUUUUUAAUAUUGAAAUGCCUGUUAAAUGUAUACUAACAUUUAGUAGAAAGGAAUAUAUAUGGCUAUAUUUUACCAUAAGGAAAGACUGAAAAAUAAGGAAUGUCUAUAUCUAACUUGCUGUAUUUGAGAUGUCUUUUUGUGUUCACUCCCUGGUAAUGUCACUUCAUCAAUUACAGUAAAAAUGAAGUAUUUAUUUUGAUACUAUUUAAAUAAUUUAAAUAAACUAUUCUUUUUCUUCUUGUCCUAGAUAAUCCUAAAGAAAGUAUUUGAAACUUUAUUUUCCAGAUUUUGAAUGUCACAGCCUCAUUGAAUGUACACCCUUAGCUCCUGUCAAAACACAGUUUUUCUAAGUUGCAUGCUUUCUCUGUACAUUUCAGUUUUGAAAGCCUUACAACUUGUCUUGAAAAUGGUCUCUAAUUUUCAGAUCUUAAAUUAUUUUACACAUCCACCAUAGGCUUUAAGUAAAGCUUUUACUGUAUUUAUACCAUCUGUAAACUGCUGAAAUUAGGAACAUGACAUCAGAGCUAUUCUAGAUUCAUGCUGUAGUGCAUGAAGGAGAUGAGGACUGGAAUGCAAUGUGAUUCUAACAGCCUUAAUCCUGUCAUGGUUUUGUGGAACUGACUGUACACAAAGCAAUAAGAAAUGAUGUUAAGUGUAAUAUCUGAAACAGUUGUGUUUACACCAGCUGUUUAGUUUCCCUUAUACACUCAAAGAUCAUAACACAUAGGCAUUUUAAUGAAGCUAAUAAUGCUGAGCCAAAACUCCUGAAGCCAUCGCUGCUGGUUCUGAUCUUGUACUGGACUCUGCUGACACUGACUCUAGCUGCCUCUGGUAGUUUUAUUGGCUUCAGUGGAACUGUAUGAGUGAGAACAAAGUUCUCUGUCAGCAUAUCCUGGGAGAGAUCAAGGCCUCUAUGUGCAAUACAUGGAGAAACUAUUAAAAGUUAGCUCUUGGACACUUUGAAUGGUGUUAUGCAACAAAUCAUAGCUAAAGAAGCUUAUAAUUUAAUGGUAGAAAGAGGGAGACUCUGCAUGGUAUUUUACUACUACUUACUGUGCAACCCUCUAUGAAAUGAGUAGGCACGAUGCUAAUGAGGAAAACCCUAAAAACUCCCUUUGCAAGAAAGAACAUAACAAGACCUCUGUUUGAAAAAUUAUCUGUGUGUUUCAUAACUUGCUCAGUUAACAGAACACUGGGAAGAGCUUUCAGUAAUACAGCCAAACACCCCUGAAUGUUCAGCUCAGUCUUACUGCCACUUUAAGGAUGAGGAAAAACUUAGAUAUAGUACCUUUACUCUGAAGUAAAACUAAGCUCUUUCACUGUCACAAGUGCAGCUUUAAUAUGUAAAUUGUUUGUUCUGCCCUUUUAAUGUUUUUUUUGUGCAAAAUGUAUGUUUUUACAUAUUUAAAAUGUCUAAGUUGGUUUUUUUUGGCGAUCUCCAUAUUAAGUGCAUUUACUAUCAAUAACUUAAAAGAGCAUUCCUUGCCUAAUGGAUGUAUACAUUUUUGAAAGAAUAGCGACUUAUAUAAUAUGAAAAGCUAUGUAAAGUUUUCUACAUAAAAAAAUUAUGUAUAAUACUGUUAUAAUAUUCCAUGCUUUAAUCAAGUGGUAAAUCAAUAAAGUUUUGAAAACUG